AUGGCUUUAUUCAAACAGUGCAGAAAAAAUACCCAUUCAGUGAGAAAGGCAAAUGUGGUCAUAAUAAUCAAUCACUUGCCUUUUGUUUUUAGGGAACAUGUGAGUGGUCACAGAGGACAGAAAAUCCCUUCAUGUGAAGUAUGUGGAAAAACCUUUAGGCAUUCCUCCUCCCUUAAACUACAUUUAAGACGGCACAGUGGAGAAAAACCCUAUGAAUGUAAUGAAUGUGGGAAAGCUUUCAAUUGUCCCACAUACUUUCGGGAACAUGUGAGAAUGCACACUGGAGAGAAACCCUAUGAAUGUAAGUACUGUUGGAGAGCCUUCAGUUUUUACUCAUCCCUUCAAGAACAUGAGAGAACGCACACUGGUGAGAAACCCUAUAAAUGUAAGCAGUGUGGGAAAGCCUUCACUUGUUACUCCUCCCUUCAUGGACAUGAGAGAAUACACAGUAAGCAGAAACCUUAUGAAUGUAAGCAAUGUGGCAAAGCCUUCAGUUGUCCCAAAUACUUUCGACAACAUGUGAACAUGCACAGUGGAGAGAAACCCUAUGAAUGUAAGCAAUGUGGGAAAGUCUACAGUAUGUCCACAAACCUUCAACAACAUAUGAUAACACACAGUGCUGAGAGACCAUAUGAAUGUACGCAAUGUGGGAAAGCCUUUAGAUGGCCUACCUCCUUACGAUUACAUAUGAAAACACACUCUAGUGAGAAACCCUAUGAAUGUAAGCAGUGUGGGAAAGCCUUCAUCUUUCCCUCAUGCUUUCAAAGACACGAGAGAACACAUAGUAAGGAGAAGCCCUAUGAAUGUAUGCACUGUUGGAAAGCCUACAAAUGCCUCAAAUCCCUUCAAGGACACCUGAGGAAACACACUGGAGAGCAACCCUCAGAAUAGAAAGAAUGUAGACAAGCCUUCAUUCACCCUUAAAGCUUUGUUGUACAUGCAAGAAAACAUGUGAGAAAAAACUAUGCAUGUAAAGAAUGGGAAAAUCUUCAGGUACAGCAAUCCCCUUAUUGUAUACAUGUAAACUCAGAACAGGAAAGAAAUCUUUUGUUAUACAUAUGAUAUUGCUUUUGUUUGUGCCUCAUCCUUCGCAUGGAUCUCUUGUGUAUUAAUUUCUAGUUUCUGUAUCUAAUAUAAGCAUCUAAGAUAAUAUCCCUUUAUGUUCCUGGGUGGCACAAAUGGUUAAGUGCUAGACUACUAACCGAAAGGUUGGCAGUCCCAAUCCACUCAGAGGUGCCUCGGAAGAGAGUCCUGGCAAUCUCCUUCCAAAAACCAGCCAUUGAAAACCCUAUGGAGCACAGUUCUAUUCUGAAACACACGGGAUGCCAUGACUUGGAAUCAACUCACCAGCAACUGAUUUGGCUUCUAUGUACUCUUUCAGCUAUACCACAUAUAUUUUGUUAUAUGAAACUUUAAAUAAUUGUACAGUUACAUAAAACUUGUCUCAUUUCCAUUAUGAUGUCUAUGGAACUGAUUUUUUUGUUUUUGUUUUUUUAAUGGGCAACAUGGGUGCAAUUUUAUAUAAAGAGUUUUUGAUUCCUAUUUUGCAUUAUGUUUCUGAUAUAUAGUCAUGAUGACACGCGACAUUUGAUUUGUUUAAAUUUAUUUUUGAUCCACUGUUGACAGAUACUGGAAUUGGCUGACUCGAUAUUGAUCUUCCCCUUCAUUCCUUAUUAUUAAAACUUGUAUCUUCCACAUUCGUUUGUUGCUAAUUAUGUUCCUAGCCAGAAUUAAUUACUGUGCCAAGAUUUUGAAAGAGGACAGCCUGGUCAAACUUAUGUUUCUAUUUUGAGCUUUGCUCAUUAUCCUUGACCAUAGUUGGAAAUCUGACAUGAUGCAUUGAGUUUAGAAGAUCUUGUAGCAUGAAGAUGAAAGCUAGGGUUCUACAGAAUUGCACUGUCAACAUGGGUAAAGUUGGAAACUACAUAUUCCUGAGUCUCUUCUGUUUGUGGUUUUGGGUUAAAGUUCACGAGAAAAGAAAGAUGCAUGAGGUAGUGUUGGAAGGCAGAAGUGAAGAAGCCAUUCCUUUCCAUUCUGCUGGACAAUCAGGAGAGAGAGAUGCAUAGGAACCCAGUAGCCUAGGUUACAGCACAUUUUUUACAUCUGACUGUCAUUCAAUAAUAGUCUCAAUGGUGGUGGAAUAACUAGGAA
Messenger RNA from Trichechus manatus latirostris (Florida manatee), 2151 nucleotides. Its product is annotated as zinc finger protein 77-like. Bases 1 to 891 code for a protein of 296 amino acids. The transcript is spliced from 2 exons. Gene Ontology annotation, molecular function: DNA-binding transcription repressor activity, RNA polymerase II-specific. Gene Ontology annotation, biological process: negative regulation of transcription by RNA polymerase II. The record is from RefSeq and is a predicted model, not a curated record. Lineage: Eukaryota; Metazoa; Chordata; Mammalia; Sirenia; Trichechidae.